CAAGCCCCUUCCGGCUCCUGCGCGGCGCCUCUCGCGCAUGCGCCCUCCCCUACCCCCGCGCAUGCGCCUAACGAAACCCGCGCCGUUGCCCCUCGCCGGGGCGGGGGCGGUUCCGGUGGGCUCGGGUCGACCGGAACCGGAAGCGUUCGGGGUCCGGAAGCCGGAACCCCCCGGGAUGUCGCAACCGCCGCCCCCGGAGCCGCCCCCCCCCGGGCCCCCCCCCCGGCAGCAGCAGGAGGAGGAAGAGGAGGAGGAGGAGGGAGGGGGGGGAGGGGCCUCCCCAGAGCCCCGCCCCAAGGGCUGCGGGUACCGCCUGGGCUCCACCCAAUGCCGCCGCUGCCUCAUCACCUUCCCCGACGCCGCCUUCGCCGCGCGCCACGCCAAGCGCCAGCACCCCCGCGACUUCGCCGCCGCCGCCCUGCGCGGCGCCCAGUUCGUCUGCUUCGUCUGCGCCCGCCCCUUCGCCUCCUCCCCCGCCCUCCUGCGUCACCAGCGCGCCCACGCCCCGCCCCCCGCCGCCGCCGCCGCCGCCGCGCGACACGGCGGCGCGACGACGGCGACGGCGGCCACGACGACGACGCCCGCUUACGCCUGCACCGAGUGCGGCCGCGCCUUCGCCCGCGAGGGAGCCCUGCACCGCCAUUACAUCCGCCACGCCCGCGGCGAGCUCUGAGGGGGCGGGGCCGCGGUGGGGGGGGCGGGGCCACUGGGGGUGGGGGCGGGG
Messenger RNA from Grus americana (Whooping crane), 724 nucleotides. RefSeq names its product zinc finger protein 576-like. The record is from RefSeq and is a predicted model, not a curated record. The transcript has 3 exons. Gene Ontology annotation, molecular function: DNA-binding transcription factor activity, RNA polymerase II-specific; RNA polymerase II transcription regulatory region sequence-specific DNA binding. Lineage: Eukaryota; Metazoa; Chordata; Aves; Gruiformes; Gruidae. Gene Ontology annotation, cellular component: nucleus. The coding region runs from base 38 to 673 and encodes 211 amino acids. Gene Ontology annotation, biological process: regulation of transcription by RNA polymerase II.